Chelmon rostratus (copperband butterflyfish) is the source of this 2285-nucleotide messenger RNA. RefSeq names its product EGF-like-domain, multiple 6 (gene egfl6). The record is from RefSeq and is a predicted model, not a curated record. NCBI's taxonomy places the organism in Eukaryota, Metazoa, Chordata, Actinopteri, Chaetodontiformes, Chaetodontidae. Gene Ontology annotation, cellular component: membrane. Gene Ontology annotation, molecular function: calcium ion binding. Bases 163 to 1788 code for a protein of 541 amino acids. The transcript has 13 exons.
UCGUGCUCUGGAAAUACAUGAAAUCCGGCGUGCCUUGUGCAACUAAGACCCGUUCCUGUCUAAGCAUUUUAAUGAGCGUAAGCCCCCGGGAGGAGUAGUCGGAACUCAACCAAAGUCAGCCCCGUGGGAAACAAAGCUCUCCGGCUGCUCGCGGUCCCAGACAUGCAGCCGUUCACCUUUGCCGCUGCUCUUUUUCUCCUGCUCCACGUCUCCUCCGGGAGUGCAGAGGCUCAUAGGCACUACCGACAAGUCCUUACUGGAAACCAAGCAGGUGUGUGUCGCUAUGGCAGGAGACUGGAGUGUUGCUAUGGCUGGAAGAAAAACAGCAAAGGACAGUGUGAGGCUCAGUGUGAGCACGGCUGCAAGCACGGAGAGUGUGUUGGCCCCAACAAAUGCAAGUGUUUCCCUGGAUACACCGGCAAGACGUGUAAUCAAGAUCUGAAUGAGUGCGGCCUGAAACCUCGUCCCUGUGAGCAUCGCUGCAUGAACAGCUAUGGAAGUUACAAGUGCUACUGCCUCAACGGUUACACCGUAAUGCCCGAUGGAUCUUGCGCCAAUUCCAGGACAUGCUCUCUUGCUCACUGUCAGUAUGGUUGUGAGGAAGUUCAGGGGGAGAUCCGCUGCCUCUGCCCAUCUGCAGGGCUGCAGCUUGGGCAAGAUGAGAGGACUUGUGUAGAUAUUGAUGAAUGUGUGACCGGGAAGAAUCUCUGCCCAUACAACAGACAGUGUGUGAACACCUUUGGCAGCUACUACUGCAAGUGCCAGGAGGGCUACGACCUGAAAUAUGUAGACGGCAAAUAUGACUGUGUAGACCAUGAUGAGUGUGCAACUGGCACCCACAAGUGCAGCCACCAUGCUGACUGUCUGAACACUCGAGGAUCCUACAAGUGCAGGUGCAAGUCUGGCUUCAGGGGCAAUGGCUUUGAAUGCUCUGUCAAGCCGUUUUAUCAGAGGUCGUGGGAUGGAGACAAAGGCAGUGCAGAUGAUUUCCUCAAUGCCAUCCCAGACUCCCAAGUGAGGCCCGGGAUUCUGGGAGGUAAGCUGGACGGCGAGGACAUCAAAAAUGCUAUUCCUGAACCAGUCGCGACGCCGCCCCCUAAGAUCCGCCAGCAACCGUUUGACUAUGAAGGAGAGGUCUACAUUGGCACCCAGACUGAGGAGAGACGGGAGGAUGAAUUUCCUAAAGAAGAGGAGGAGGAGGAGGAAGAGGAAGACAACCAGCUCAAUCCAAGAGGAGAUGUUUUCAUAUCAGAGGACUUUGAAUCGGUGUUCGGCCCGGCCACAGAAGUCAAAAAAAUCCAAAUAACACCAGUUCAGGAAGAGUUUAUCAUGGAUUGCAACUUUGAUCAGGGAGCAUGUGAGUGGGUCCAAGACAAGGGUGAUGACAUAGACUGGAGUGUCGCCUACCAUGAUGAUGGUGCUGAGUACUACAUGGCCAUGAGUGGGUUCAUUGGGGAGCAGGAGGAUGUAGCCAAGCUGAAGUUGCUCCUCAGCGACCGGGCCCAGCAGGGCAGUUUCUGCCUCAACUUUGACUACCGUGUGGUGGGCCAUAAAGUGGGAACGCUCAGGGUGCUGCUGGAUAACAAUGCUUACGCAGUAUGGGAGCAGAGCCAGAGCAGAGACCAGGGCUGGCAGACGGAGCUCCUCACGGUGGCCUGGAAAGAGGAGGCACCAGAAUCUAUUGUCUUUGAAGCUCAGCGUGGGAAAGGUGUUGGAGGAGAGAUCGGGCUGGACAAUGUUGUGCUGACCUCGGGGCCCUGUGAAGAGGACGUCGGCCCUGACUUUUAAGAAUCUCCGCCCCGGAUUUACACUUUGAACAUCUGCUCUAACUGACACAUGUCAAAAAUCCCUGUUUCCUGUUCAUAUUAUGGUCUCUUUCCUGUGGAGUUCCUGGAAGUUUUCUCACGGCUUAGCCACAGGGCGUCCCCACAAACAUACAGACACAUGGUGUCAAGGGAAGGUUGUGUACAAUCGGUGCAUGCAUGUUUACUCUACCACCGUGCUGCUACAAUAAAUACACCCUGCUACGUUCUCUGUCGUGAUUGUCAAAACAGACUCUUAUGACACAUAACUCAGAUCUCAGGAAUACAUGGAAAUGCCUACUUCGUCUGUUAGAUAGGUUGAACAGUAUUGUGCGUAGUCCAUUGUUGUGUAUGUGAUAGUGCAUUGCUGAAGUUAACUGAAAAUAGCCUUGACAUGUAAUGUGAAUUCUUAGGUGAAUUAUAUCUGAAAUCCAAUCUUAGAUGAAUAACUUUUUUUGAAGGCUGGUUAGUUUAAAAUGAUAA